Cylas formicarius (sweet potato weevil) is the source of this 667-nucleotide messenger RNA. RefSeq lists its product as uncharacterized. The record is from RefSeq and is a predicted model, not a curated record. The transcript is spliced from 3 exons. NCBI's taxonomy places the organism in Eukaryota, Metazoa, Arthropoda, Insecta, Coleoptera, Brentidae. The coding region runs from base 15 to 635 and encodes 206 amino acids.
UAUUGUCCAGCGCGAUGCUGAAGUACUGUGCCAUCGUGUUUUUGUUCGUUCCACUGUGCAGUGCGGCCCCGAAAAUUGACAGCUCCGCGCGGGAUAACCUCCAAGUCACGGAUGACCUCUCUGUCAUCCCGCACUCUGGUAGAAGUAGCGCUGAAGAACCGACCUUCGAAACAUACCUGGAGGAUUACAUCAAGUCCAAAGAGGUGUCUUUCGAUAUUCCCCUGAUAGGUUCCACUGUCACACUCGCCGGAAGAAACUUGGACAAUGAAGAACUUGAUUUCAAACUUAAAUUUGACGCGGACAGCGAAGUUCAAGCACGCAAAAAGUCUAAAAUCAAGAAGAUCUUCAUCCCGAUCUUGGUAUUCAUCCUCAUCAAAGCGAUGACGCUCAUCCCUCUAGCCUUGGGUAUUCUCGCGAUCAAGGCGUGGAACGCUAUCCAACUCUCGUUCAUCUCCUUCGUAACGACAUUGGCGAUGGCGGUGUGGAAGUUGUGUUCCAAGGUUAGCGGUGAUCAUCCGCCACCACCUCAAAUCAUCCACGAACAUUGGGAUCCUCAUCACUACGCAGCCGCGAGAUCCGAUGACAUUGAGGGCAUGCAGAUGGCCUACAGUGGAUAUGCGCCCAAUAAACAAUGAGCGAUAUUCCAGCUGUGAUUGUUGAUUAUUUA